UAAGUAGGCCAGUGCAAAGACCGCAAGAGUGGGUAGGCUAUUUGGACAGGGCUAAUCUGAUUUACACACAGCAAAUAAGACUAAAAUGGUGAAAGUGGUUAAAAUAAAACUUACUUAUAGUUUGACCCUUUAUAUAUGGUGUUUAUUCAGUCAAGGUGCAUCUGGUGCUGAUACAGAAGAAGUGUCAGUGAUGGAGGGAGAUUCGGUCACUCUACACACUGGUGUUGAAACGAAACAGCACGAGAAGAUUAGAUGGUAUUUUAAUGACAUUCGCAUCGCUCAAAUCACUGGAGAUCUCAGUAGGAUCUGUACAGAUGUUCAGUGUAAUGAAGGUACUGAGAGAUUCAGAGACAGACUGAAGCUGGACAAUCAGACUGGAUCUCUGACCAUCACAAGAACCAAACACACAGAUGCUGGAGUUUAUCAGCUAUCGAUCACCAGCAGCAGCGGCAGCAGAAAAAAGAUCUUCACUGUUGCUGUUCUCGGGGUUUUCGGUGUUGGUCCAGAUGGAAUAUCUGCGUGUGUGAUGGAGGGAGAUUCAGUCACUCUACACACUGGUGUUCAAACAAACCAACAAGAGAAAAUUAAUUGGUAUUAUAAAGCCACUCGCAUCGCACUAAUCACUGGAGAUCUCAGUAGGAUCUGUACAGAUGUUCAGUGUAAUAAAGGAACUGAGAGAUUCAGAGACAGACUGAAGCUGGAUCAUCAGACUGGAUCUCUGACCAUCACAGACAUCACAAAAACAGACUCUGGAGAAUAUACACUGAAGAUCAUCAGCGGCAGUGAAAAGAUCUACAAUAUUACCGUCCGUGAUGUUCCUGCUGCUGAGCGAGAUGAAAUGAAGAGAAAGUCAGUGAAGGAGGGAGAAUCUGUCACUUUCGACACUCGUGUAAUAAAACACCCAAAUGAUGUGAUGACGUGGUAUUUUCAUAACAUUCUCAUCACUGAAAUCACUGGAGAUCAGAAAAAGAUCUGUACAGAUGUUCAGUGUGAAGAGAGAUUCAAAGACAGACUGAAGCUGGAUCAUCAGACUGGAUCUCUGACCAUCACAAACACCACAAACACAGACUCUGGAGAAUAUAAACUACUGAUCACCAGCGGCAGCAUCGGCAUCAUAAAGACAUUCAGUUCAUUCAUUCAGUCUGUCACUGAUUCAGGUCCGUCUUUAGCUGCUGCAGCAGGAAUAAUUACUGCUGUUAUCACUGCUGCUGCUGUUCUGCUUGUGGCUGCAGUAGUUGCUGGUGUGAUUUACUGUUACCGAAAACAAGGAAAGUGCAAUCGUGGAAAUCAGAAUGUAGAAGAACAUGGGCAAAAUGGGAUUCCAAUGGUGGAUAACAUGACGGAUCCUACUGCUGACGUGACGGCUCCUACAGCUGAAACGCCGUUGUCGCCUACUGCUGACAGGACGGGUCCUCCAUCAGCUGACACUCAUGUUGAUGCUAAUGGGACAAAACAGUAACAAAUUAUUUUUUGAUAUUUUCACUGAAAUUGGAAGUGAAGAAAAAUAGGGAGUGGAUGCAGAUCAAAAGAAUUUCUCUUUGCCCUACAGAGAAAUAGUCAUGAUAUUUCAGCUGUUAAAGGAUGCUGACAGUAGGGUUGGGUGAUGUCUGUAAAAAGGGGCAUCAGACAAUGUCUGCAGUGAAACAUCGUGAUAGAUGAUGACGUCAGGGUCGGGAAGGAUUUUAUUCAUUGGAAUAAAUUAAAAACUCUCGCUCUGCUCCAUGCCAGUGGACACGCACAUGUGGUGCACGUCUGGAGAAAGAAGGAAUGCGCCUGGAGCUGAAAGGGCUUGAAUGAAGGGCAUUUCACUUUAGAUAAAACUACUAGAGGAUAUAGCGCUGAAAUAUCUUUACCACAGACGGUCCUGAGUGCUUGUGGUGUGAUCUGCACCGCUGUUUUCAUGCGCUGCUCAGUUCAACUAGAAACAAACUGGUGCUACUGUUCUGUUUCAUGGUCUGGAUGAAAACAUCCUGGAGUCCGGAUGCAGUCCUCCAUUUGAUUAUCAGUGGUUUAGUUUGAAUCACAUGGAAUCAAAAUGCCAGUUCAACAUUGUGAUAUCUGUCAGUAUUGACGAUAGCAUCAUCUAUCAGCCCAACCCUACCGGACAGCAACAGUGCAUGACUGUCUCUCCAUCUUGCCAGUAUUGCCGUUUCUUCAAGUCUUUAGCAGUGGCAUUUACACUAUGAGAUAUGGAUAUGUUUAUGUUUUCAUGUGCUCAUUUCGGUCAAUCUGAAUGAAUCCAAUUUCAAGUUUUGCACAAUUUUGAGCUCUAAACCUUGCAGUUCGUUUUAUAUAUUCAUUUUAUAUGUGCAUGGACCCCUUUCACAGACAUUAUUAACAUUGUAAAUCUGCCCAAUUUUUUUUUUAGCUUCAUAUUUUUAAAAAAUGUAACGCACAUAUGUAUCGCUUCACUUUGCAUUGUACUUUGGCAUUAUAUUGUAGAAAAUUGUAAGCAAGCGAUUUUAAUACAACAUGCAACAACAAAUGACUCUCUUCUGAUCAUCAACCUCAAAAACAGUGAAAUGCGAAAAGGGUCCAUUUCAUGUACUCUGAACAAAACUUAAAUAAAUGCGCAAUUCAGUUUUUUAUUUUUAUUUUAGUCCGACUUUAGUGUUUACCCGAUGGAAAUUGAAUUCAGAUGAAGCUCAUUCAGAUUGACUGAGGUGUUUACAGGAUGGUUUUGCUAGCCAGUUGAGCCAUUGAUCAGUUUACAAUCCAGGAUUCAUUUGGGUGCACUUCAAUGUGAUUUUGACAUCUCAAAUGUUUGUUUACGUUCAUUUAUAACUGGCUGUGAACUAGGGCUGUCACUAACAAUUACUUUGGGAUUCAAGUAAUUGGUCCAUUAUUCUGGCGAUUUGAGUAUUCGGAUCUUUUUUUUGUGGUAAUACAAAUAGACCUAAGUGAACAAUAGCCUUUAAAAUGACUUAAAAUGUUACUACUUGUUUCCUUAACAUUUGCGUAAAGAGAAAAUGGUUUAAUCUGUUACAUUCCACUGUACCGCCUGUAGUGCCUUUCAAAAGAGACCAAAACUAUGCAUAUAUUACAAAUGGUUCAAGAACAGCAUGCAAGUUACUUUGUGUAUGCCUUUUUUGGGCAUUUUUAGGCAAAUUUUACAGGAAUGCCAAGGGGUUAAAAACUUAAAAAUAAUGUUUUGAAUAUUAAGAAAACAUUCAGAAAUAACAUCUUUGUAAUUAAAUGACAAUGCUAGCAAAACGUUCUUAGAACCAUUUUGUUUUUAACUAAGGUAUUCUUGUUGAAAGUGUUUGAAUAUGUUUAAUACUAAUUUAACCAUCAAACCUCACUUGUUCAACUGUAAACUGACUUUUUAAAAGAAAUACUUGAAAUAUUGAACAUUUCACAGUCCACACUUUUGCUUGCUUGAUUGUUUGUUUGUUACAAAGAAAGGCAGUUCAGGAGUUGAUCCAUGACAUAUCACCAUUGUGACCUUGAUCAAACUCUAAAUCCUCAGGAAACAGCUUGUAAUAACAGCACUGAAAGACACUGUAAAGAAGUAGCAACAUCAUGCCAAAUGUGUUAAUGCCAUGUGUUUUUGUAAUGUAUUUUUAUUUAUAUGUAAUAUACAUAUAUUUAUUAUUCUUAUUAUUUGCAUCAUUCAUCAUGGCUUAACUAUUACUGCCAUCUUCACAAGCCUUUUCCUGGUGCUACACAUGCAAAUGAUGUUUUAAACUCAUUUAAUGUUUGUUUACUGAUAAAACGAUUUAUAUAGAAAUCAGAUGUUUGCUACUUCUACUGAAUGUCACUCAAUGUUAUUGAAAUGUGCAAAACUGAAUGUUUGCCUUUGUACUUUGCUGCAACAAAAUUUUGUAAAGUGUAACAUGCUGCCUUUUGUAAGCAUUUGAGAUGUUUAGUAUUUUUACAGUGAGGUCUGUGCGUUUCAUGUGAGGAGGGAAGUGGAGACUUUUUAAGGACAUUAUCACUGUGUGACUGAUCGCCUUCACUUUUACUGCAUGGUCAGUAUGAUCUGUCCUUCCAUGUUCCCGGGGAACUGUGGAGAACAUCAGAUUUCUCCGGUUUAUUGGAUCCCAGAGUUGCCUGUUCAAAGAGCUCAUCGGCUGCCUACUGAACACAAUAUUUCUGCUGUAAACAAUAGGAUUUAGAAAUGUCACCGUAGUGCCUUUUUUUUUAAUGGAACUUUUAUACAAAAUCAGAGCUAAAGUAUUGUAAUGUGCCAAACUCUUCAUAAAAGCCUGUAAAAAAUAGCUUCUAUUUAGGGCCCAAGCGAAAAUU
Messenger RNA from Megalobrama amblycephala (Wuchang bream), 4248 nucleotides. RefSeq lists its product as uncharacterized. The record is from RefSeq and is a predicted model, not a curated record. The coding region runs from base 86 to 1459 and encodes 457 amino acids. The transcript is spliced from 9 exons. Lineage: Eukaryota; Metazoa; Chordata; Actinopteri; Cypriniformes; Xenocyprididae.